UGUAAAUUGUAAUAGCGCAGAUAUACGCUAAACAAUAAGAGACAAUUAAAAGUAUUUAACGAAUAUAAUAAUAUGUUUAAACCCGAGCUUCGUGUUGAUGAAUACAUUUACAAGAAGUCAUUUCCAAAGUUUACAAAACCUAAAAUCAUAGGAUAUAUUAAUUUUGAGAACCUUAAAUAUGCACGUAAUAUUUGUGAAGAAAAAGUCAAUUUUGAUUUAAAUUUGCACCUUGAUAAAGUUAAACGAAAACCUGCUAACCUAGAUGUUAAGUUGACAGAAUUACUUAAAUUUUUACUUGAGCAUGAAGCAAGGUUAAAUUUUCCGAUACAAGAUAAAUUAAAUGAUGCUAAGUUCUUCUGUUAUCGAGGAUUGAUGACUUGCGUGGCAUCUACUCCAUAUGAAAAGAAGGAACCAUGGGAAAUUGUUGCUAUAUUACACAAAGGGAAUAUAUAUUUAUGUGCGAGAGACACUCCUGAUAAAACAAAACGAAAAAAGGAGAUGUCAGAAAGAGAUAAACAAUUUACUUCAUGGGGUUUCAAGUUCGAACAGUAUAUUCUUUCUGAUAAGCCUGACACAUUACCAAAUCCAGAUGUACCAGUGGAUGAGGCAGAAGAGUUUUCAUUAGUAAUGACCACUAAUUUAAAUGGACAUAAAAUUGUCUAUGGUGCAGAAAUGGAUGGUAUAAGAUGUGACAAAGAACCAGUGUCAACUCCACCAAAUACAGAUGAUCCUGAAACAAUAAUACAAUAUUUAUCUUCCCAGGAAUUUAUUGAACUCAAAACAAACAGGCAUAUAGAACAUUUAAAACAAGAUAAAAAUUUCAAGACAUUUAAAACCAAAAAGUGGUGGUUGCAGUCAUUUCUUGUUGGAAUUAAUACAAUACUUUGUGGAUUCAGAAAUGAUAAUGGACUUGUAGAAGAAUUAAAAUUAUACAAUGUUAAAGACUUGCCCAAAAUUUCAAAGAAAUUUUGGGAUCCAAAUGUGUGCUUUAAUUUUUUAGACACAUUUUUUACAUUUGUCAAAAGAUCUUUAGCUCGAGAAAUAAAAAGAAAAUAUGGAGAAAAAUAUUUAAAUAACAUACAGAAGCUACCAUUACUAAGUUUACUGUUCAAUUGGCAGCCUUAUACAGCUGUCCAAGUAUUAGAUCAUUAUUGUCAUGACGAUGAUCCUAUACUACUUGAAUGGUUUAUACAUAAUUUUGGAAAAUCAAGGAAUGAAUAAAAUGUUUAAUAAAUAUAAAUUAUAAUUAUUUACUCUUAAUAUUUUUAAUAAAGUAUUCAUAUUGUC
Nymphalis io (European peacock) is the source of this 1287-nucleotide messenger RNA. It is a transcript of the gene Rai1, whose product is annotated as decapping nuclease DXO homolog. Bases 73 to 1221 code for a protein of 382 amino acids. Gene Ontology annotation, cellular component: nucleus; cytosol. The record is from RefSeq and is a predicted model, not a curated record. Lineage: Eukaryota; Metazoa; Arthropoda; Insecta; Lepidoptera; Nymphalidae. Gene Ontology annotation, molecular function: mRNA 5'-diphosphatase activity. The transcript has 4 exons. Gene Ontology annotation, biological process: NAD-cap decapping; nuclear-transcribed mRNA catabolic process.